This is a messenger RNA of Rhincodon typus (whale shark), 924 nucleotides long. RefSeq names its product ras-associated and pleckstrin homology domains-containing protein 1-like. The coding region runs from base 1 to 924 and encodes 307 amino acids. NCBI's taxonomy places the organism in Eukaryota, Metazoa, Chordata, Chondrichthyes, Orectolobiformes, Rhincodontidae. Gene Ontology annotation, cellular component: plasma membrane; cytosol. The transcript is spliced from 5 exons. The record is from RefSeq and is a predicted model, not a curated record.
AUGGAUCAGACCUCUGAUGAAGAUGUGGACCAUGCUGCGGAGGAGGACAGUGAUAAGGAGGACCAGGACUUGGAUAAGAUGUUUGGCGCCUGGCUUGGUGAGCUUGACAAACUCACUCAGAGUUUGGAUACCGGGAAACCUGAAGAGGUGAAGAAAUCCCCACUUCGGCAAGAAACCAAUCUUGCAAACUUCUCCUAUCGCUUCUCGAUGUACAAUUUGAAUGAGGCUCUGAGCCAGGGAGAUGGAGUGGAUUUGGAUGCUCUCAUGGCAGAUCUCUGCUCUAUGGAACAGGAACUCAGUAACAUCAGCAAAGAACCUUCCAGACAUGACAGUGUUGUGAGAAAAUCUCUCAAAGAAGAAGUACCUCCUAAGAUAUCCAACAAAGAAGCCAAACCUGCUCAGAAACAAUCUGUCACUCGAGCAUCCUCUAAGCACGGCAGCUUGAAGGGUUCUUCUUCAGUGAGAAGCCCAAAGUCGUUGCAAACCAAUCUUUCACUGGAUGAUAUUACUGCCCAACUGGAACAAGCUUCUCUUAGUAUGGACGAGGCAGCACGGCAGACCAGUGCCAUGACAUAUGAUACAAAACCCUCUCUGCCCAAUCAGCACAGGAGAACAGGAUCAGCUGGAACGGUCAGCGAUACAGACAUCCGCUCAAACAGUACCUCAUCUCGAUCCAGUGUUACUUCUGCCACAUCUAGCCAGGAUUCUUUGGACAUUGACAAGGUUGCCCGCCCUCAGGAUCUUGAUUUGAACCAACAAGGUCAACCCACAACAGAGCAUGCUUCCUCAAGUCGUCACAGUAAACAGGUCAGACGCCAUCUUGACUUUGUGGAGGAAGACUUGGAGCUGAGGACUCUGGUGGAGGUUGCAGGUUUGGAAGAUGCUGCUGAAGGAGCCUUGGUGGGUUGCUGUCAUGCAUCUUGA